Tarenaya hassleriana is the source of this 647-nucleotide messenger RNA. RefSeq lists its product as uncharacterized. Lineage: Eukaryota; Viridiplantae; Streptophyta; Magnoliopsida; Brassicales; Cleomaceae. The transcript is spliced from 2 exons. The record is from RefSeq and is a predicted model, not a curated record. The coding region runs from base 153 to 596 and encodes 147 amino acids.
AAUAUAAAAAUUUUCCAUAUGUAACUUUCCCUUUUUGUUGUAAAUGUUAAGUGCAUGUUUUCCGUAUCUGAACAAAACAAUAUUUUCCAAUUAUAUACAUGUGAUAAGACUGUAUGUAUUUCUAUAUUUUAUAAGGUUAUAUAUAUAUAUACAUGAACCAGUUGAAGCUCUUCGGGAAAUCCCUCGACGAAGCCAAAAAGGGCAGAGAACGCAUUUGGUCUGCGAUUAUGACCCUCUCUCGCUUUCUCUUGGCGUUAUUUAUCUCUGGAGCGAUGCUGAGCGGGACGGAAGGAUUGGGGAAGUGCCACGUGCAGCUCGGCAUGUGCGGAAAAUUUUGCGCCGAGAGGUGCGUCUGGUCGUACCUGAACGGCAAUGGGACCUGCGACUCGGCCGGAGUGUGCCAAUGCGACUACGACCCGCAGCUCAAAAGCAGCCGCAUCAAUAUGGGGUUCUACACGAGCGGUUGUACGGACGAGCAGUGCACGGUCGAUUGUACGGGCAAGCUCCAGCAGCGGGCCAUCAAUAUCCGUGGCUCGUGCGUUAGCUACACCCCUUGGAUCUCUUGCGCCUGCCUGUUUGACGAGAUCAUCUGUUAAAAAACUUUUUCCCUUUCUUUUUCGAGGUUUUUGUUGUAUUUUUUUUUCAUA